AUGCGAGGCUACCGGUCCAAUGGGAACGUGGAGGAGCUGCUGAAGCAGUCUCAGAUGGAGCUGUCCUGGAUCCAGAGACAGUUAGCCAUGGUCUCCAUACGCAACACUCACCUGCACACCAAGGGAAAGCCCAGACACGAAGCUUCAUCCCUUCAAACUUCAGGACAAUCUGCGGGUUUGAACCAGUUCCAACUGCUUGAGGCCGGAAACCGAGCCCUGAAGCUUGAAGUGGCGACCCUCCAACAAGAGAAGCAGCGGCGGAGAACCUUGAAAGCAAAGCUCCAUGCGGCCCUGCAAGAGCAACAUCGGCUUAACCUCGAGCUGAUCAACCACACCCUCCGAUCCACCAAGUAUGACCAGGUGCGGUCCGACUACGAGCAGCUGAGGCGGACCUUUGUGCUCGUGAGGCGUGAGAGAGACGCAGCCCGGCAGGAUAGGACCCACCUCCAAAUCAAAGUAGAGAAACUGGAAGAGGUUCUGAAGCAAAUGCACGAUGUCGCAAAGGAGAGACAGCGGCUGCAGGUAGAGCAUGAGCGAGCCCUGGAGCUCCUGCACGGCAAGCAGAGGGAGAUUGAUUUACUGCAAAGGGCUCCACUCGAAGCAGACCACGAACAUGAAGGAGCAGUGCAUCUGCUAGAGGUCAAGGUUCGCGACCUAGAGCACAAAUGCAGGUCCCAGCGUAACCGGUUCCAGCUGCUGCUUGACCUACGCUCAGAGUUGGAGACGUCCGACGGCCCCGCCACUGACUCCUCCUCCCCGUACAGGAGUCACCAGCAGAGGAACCUCCGACAAAUCCUCAGCACACCGCAAAUAGGAACCGGCGAUGAGCGCGUGGCAAACACACAGCCACUGAUCGACCGAUCGCUGUUUCCCCGCCCACCGCCCCAGACCAGACCCCGGGAAAGGCCUGAGCCGCUGUCCGUCAGGUCCAGCGCCGCGGCAACGGAUCGGCCCGGCUGCCCACGACAGGGGGCCCCCUCAGAGAUGGAGGAUGAGGUGAGCCCAUCACCCAGGUCCAAGGCUCGCUAUACAGGCCAGGUCCGGCUCUGCUCCGCCCGCUACAGUUAUAACCCAUACGAUGGACCCAAUGAGCACCCUGAAGCAGAGCUCCCCCUGGUGGCGGGAAAGUACCUCUACGUGUACGGGAACAUGGACGACGAUGGGUUUUAUGAAGGGGAGCUGCUGGACGGCCAACGGGGCCUGGUCCCCUCCAACUUCGUGGAGUUCGUCCAGGACAAGGAGAAGCUCGCCAUCCAGGCCGGGGACGAGGGGGAGGAGCUAGGCCAGCCGGGCCACGCCCCCUUGUGCAUCAUGGGUGUGGAGGGCGGGGGCGGCGGCGGCGGCACCCUCGACGGCGGCGUCCUGUGCUCGUCCAACGCGCUGGGCCCCUGCAGCAACGGCACCGAGGAGGGGCCCCCGGACCCCGAGGACCUAGCGGAGGACGUGGUGCCUUACCCCCGGCGAAUCAACCUCAUCAAGCAGCUGGCGCGCAGCGUCAUCGUGGGCUGGGACCCGCCCCUGGUGUCGCGCGGCUGGAGCGCCGGCAUGUCGGGCUACGCCGUGCUGGUGGACGGCGAGCUGAGGGCCACCGUGGCCCUCGGGGGCCGCACCAAGUGCCUGCUGGAGAAGCUGGACCUGGACGGCUGUGUGCACCGCGUGUCGGUCCAGAGCACCACCGACCGCGGGCCCUCGGACGAGCUGCGCUGCACGCUGCUGGUCGGCGCCAACGUGGUGGUGGCGGCGUGCGGGCUGCGCGUGGACGACAUCCAGCGCGACACGGCCGAGCUCUCCUGGCUGCCCAGCAACAGUAACUACGGCCACACCAUCUUCCUCGACGGCGCGGAGCACGCGGCGGUGAAGCCGGGCCGUUGCCGGCUGCGCUUUGUCAACCUGAAGGCCAUGACGGUGUACAAGGUGACGGUGGUGGCGAGGCCGCACCAGGUGCCAUGGCAACUGCCGCUGGAGCAGAGGGAGAAGAAGGAGGCCGGGGUGGAGUUUUGCACCCUAGCGGCGGGUCCAACACCAUAUUGCAGAACAGGCCCUCCUCUGGCACCUCAGGAGGUGCAGGUGCUGUGCGGACAGGCGCCCGGAGUCCUGCAGGUGCACUGGAAGCCCCCGCCCCUCUCCCCGACCGGGACGUCCAACGGGGCCAACGUCAUCGGUUACGUAGUCUGCACCAAAGGACAGAGGAUCGCCGAGGUGCUGUACCCGCUGGCCGACUACGUCAGCGUGGAGCUGACCCGCAUCCAGUGUCUGGAGGCGCGCGAGGUCAUCGUCAGAACUCUGUCCGCGCAGGGCGAAUCCCAGGACUCGCCCGUCGCCGUCAUUCCAAACAACCUGCUGGUGCCUCCGCCCCCCCUGGCCCUGCCCCCGCCGGGACCCCAGCCCCUGGCGCUGACGCUGCACCCCCACAGCGGACCCCCCGGCCCCCCGCCUCCUCAACAGCACCCCCACCUCAAGUCCCCCCACCUGCAGCACCCCCAGCCCCAGCUCCAGCUGUGUGGCCCGCCCCCGCCCCACCCCCAGCCCCGCCAGCCCCAUGCCGGGGAGCCUCACCCUGGGGUUCCCCACCCUGGGGGCCAACCCCGGCCCCCCAACUGUCAGCCGCAGCCCUUGCACCUGCAGCCGCACCAGGGCCUGAGACCCCAGCACCGGCUGCCCCUGAUCCCCCACCCCCACCCCCACCCCCUGCCCAAGCGACCAGUAAGUGCCAGAGACCUGGAGGCCAAAGAGCACGGCGGCGCCGGCCCCCCGCCCAGCGGAUGGGACCCCCCGCGGAUGGCCCCGGGCCCCCAAGGACAGCCCGGUGCGUGGGACCCGGCGCGGAUGGCUCCCCCGCAGGUACACACCCUGGAGGCGCCCCCGUCAGCCAACCCCCGCUCCCCCUCCCCGCAGAGGAUCCUGCCCCAGCCGCGGGGCACGCUGAUCCCGGACACCGUGGCCAAGGCCAUCGCCCGCGAGGCGGCGCAGCGCGUGGCGGCGGAGAGCGGGAAGGGCGACAGGAGACAGCAGGGGGGAUACGGCGAGCAGCCCUUCCACCAGCGCCACUCGGACGAGGAAGAAGAAGACGAGGAAGGCUUGGCGCGUGGACGUCGGAGGGGGCCCUCGGUCGACGAGUUCCUCAGAGCCUCUGAGCUGGGCCGGCCGCCUCACUAUAGUCACAGUGAGGAGUACCACAGCGAGAGCAGUCGGGGCUCCGACCUGUCGGACAUCCUGGAGGAGGACGAAGAAGAGCUGUACUCGGAGAUGCAGCUGAACGACGAAGGUAGACGACGCAGCUCACACCACGCGCUCAAGGCUGGCAGCUCGCCGGGAGGGCGACACGACCGGGAGAACGGAAGACGAGGCCCCCAGGGGCCCCGCGGAGGGCCCCAGCCCCAGAGACGGCCCCUCAUGGUCCCCUCUAUUGACGGGGGCCACCGGGAGAGGGAGCGACGUUCCCCGCCGUACUACAGCGACUCCAAGCCCGAGGAGUCCUUCCGGAUCUUCGUGGCGCUGUUUGACUACGACCCGCUCUCCAUGUCCCCCAACCCCGAUGCCGCAGACGAAGAGCUGCCCUUCAAAGAGGGCCAGAUCAUCAGGGUGUACGGGGAUAAGGACACGGACGGCUUCUACCGGGGCGAGGUGUGCGGUCGGAUGGGCCUGAUCCCCUGCAACAUGGUGUCAGAGAUCAGGGCCGAGGACGACGAGACGCUGGACCAGCUCAUCAAGCAGGGCUUCCUGCCCCUCAACACGCCCAUCGACCGGAUAGAGCAAAACAGGCGCGGCCAGCGUAGAGACCAGGCUACCCGGAGGAUGGUGGCCCUCUACGACUACGACCCCAGAGAGAGCUCCCCUAAUGUUGACGUUGAGACUGAGCUGACCUUUUGUGCUGGCGACAUCAUGGCUGUUUUUGGAGAAAUUGAUGAAGAUGGCUUUUAUUAUGGGGACAUCAACGGCCACCGCGGCCUGGUCCCCUCCAACUUUCUAGAAGAAGUGCCUGACGACGUGGAGGUGUAUCUGACGGACAUCCCCUCCCACCACCACCACCACCCCCCCCAGGAGGAGUCCGGCGGCCGCGCCCCCGCCAACUCCUCCCACUGCUCCUCCUCUGCCGCCAACGCAGAGGGCAAACGGGUCGCCACGGAAACCGCCGACAUCGUGCCCGUGGCGCGCAGCCCGUCGCCAAUGGUGCUGCCGGGGACCAUGCGGCCCAUCAGCCCCGCGCGGGGCUCUCAGGGGCCCUCGGACCCCCGCGACGACCACGACGGGGACCCCCGCGACAGCCACGACAUGAAGAAGAAGAAAGGUAUUCUGUCCAAGGGGAAGAAGCUGCUGAAGAGGCUUUCCCCCGUCAACAAGUAA
Molecule: messenger RNA, 4344 nt
Organism: Gadus chalcogrammus (walleye pollock)
Lineage: Eukaryota; Metazoa; Chordata; Actinopteri; Gadiformes; Gadidae
Gene: rimbp2a
Product: RIMS binding protein 2a
Exons: 25
Coding region: 1-4344 (1447 amino acids)
Biological process (GO): neuromuscular synaptic transmission
Molecular function (GO): protein binding
Source: RefSeq, a predicted model, not a curated record